Messenger RNA from Dichomitus squalens LYAD-421 SS1, 1906 nucleotides. Its product is annotated as protein serine/threonine phosphatase 2C. Gene Ontology annotation, molecular function: protein serine/threonine phosphatase activity. The transcript is spliced from 5 exons. The record is from RefSeq and is a predicted model, not a curated record. NCBI's taxonomy places the organism in Eukaryota, Fungi, Basidiomycota, Agaricomycetes, Polyporales, Polyporaceae. The coding region runs from base 220 to 1860 and encodes 546 amino acids. Gene Ontology annotation, biological process: protein dephosphorylation.
CCCUCCUGUGCCGUCUCCCCCAGAAGUCCUGUUCAACAGUAUAAAUCCUGGCCAAAGAACAAGCCUGACGUCUCAGGAUUAAGUGCAGAGCCGAUACUGGUGCGCAUACACGUAUGAAUUGAGUGUACGAGUGCACUACAACUUGUCGACUUUUUAGACGGCUGGAUUCUCCUUUGCUCGGACAUACCCACCGCGCCUGCUGCCCGUCAAACGCACUCCAUGCUCAGGCGCGCCUGGAAACCUCUCCUGGGUACCACCGUCCUAGUCGGUACUCCCGCAUAUAUCUAUUAUCGUGAUUACCGGAAACCGACCUCUGAAACUUUUGACCUCUCCGUGCGGGAAGCAGGCCCAGACGGAAAACGCCAGAUGGUCACGCGUACCAUCCCUCUCCUCAGCAAGGACGAAGUCGACGCCCGCAUUCGUCAGAACGCGACGUCCAAGAGCGCGACGCGCCACGGGGGCAUUGUCUGGAAGUCCACGACCGCGCAUUUUGCGUCAAAUGACCCCAUAGAGGACGCGAACGGGAACCUGCUCAUCGAGCGGGAUGCGUCUGACCUCUCGCCGCCAGGGGACUACCUCUUCUAUGCUAUCAUGGACGGACAUUCGGGUUACCAUACUUCUCGCGUGCUUGCAAAGGUACUGAUUCCCACCGUCGCUAUGGAGCUCGCCACACGCGUAAACGACCCCAAGGCGAAUCUGAAGGAUGCAGGUCUGCUCCAGAAGGCGAAAUCGCUCAUCUGGUCCGCUUCCUCUACCCCGUAUGACGCGAACCCUUCCGAUGUGUCGCGUGCCAUCGCGGAUGCGUUUACAAAGCUCGACGCCCAGAUCGUCAAUGCCCCUUUAGAGAUCUUGUACCAUGCCGUGGAUCAGGAGACCCUUAAGAAGAAGCUCAUUCCAGACCUGAGUGGGCACCCCUUGGCGACAUCUGCUAUAGAGACGGCUCGGUCAGGUAGUUGCGCGCUUUUGGCGAUGUUCGAUACAUCGAACCGCAACCUCUACGUUGCAUGCACAGGCGAUAGCCGUGCCGUUGCCGGUAUCUACGAGGAGACUUCGGACGGACAGGGAGUGUGGCGCGUUGAGGCCCUCACGGAGGACCAGACAGGGCGGAACCCCAACGAGCUGAAGCGGAUGCAAUCCGAGCACCCACCCAGCGAGGCUCAGGACGUCAUCCGCAACGGCCGCGUACUAGGUAGCUUAGAGCCCACUCGUGCGUUCGGCGAUGCUCGUUACAAGUGGCCUCGAGAGGUCCAGGAAGUACUAAGCAAAGCCUUCCUUGAACCCAAAGGCGACGCCCUCCGUCCUCCGCCACAGUUGUUCAAGACCCCACCUUACGUCACCGCGACGCCCGUCGUGACCCACCGCCCGCUGUCCUUCCUCCCGCUCCCGCUGCAAGGCACGCCCGCGCCCAAGUCCGCGCUCCGCUUCGUCGUACUGGCGACCGACGGCCUGUGGGACGAGCUCUCAAAUGAGGAGGUCGUAGCUCUCGUCGGCGGGCACCUCUCCGGCGUCCGCGGCACCGUCCCCAAGAGCGCGCUGCCUGGGCUCGUGCGCACGUCCACGGGCGCCGCCGGGGUCGACGGCAAGGACAAGGCCGGGCGGGGCAGGCAGUCCGCAGAAAAGCAGGGAGCGUGGGCGUUCGAGGAUGACAACCUCAGUGCGCACCUGAUCCGAAAUGCGCUCGGGGGCGGGGACGUCGAGCAUCUGCGGAAGCUCGCGAGCAUCCCCGCGCCAUACUCGCGCCGGUUCCGCGACGACAUCACGGUGACGGUCGUGUGGUGGGAGGACGGGCGUGAGGGCCAGGCGCAGACUGAGCAGGUUGCGAUUCCGGUACCGGAGCAGCAGGCGAGGGCGAAGUUAUGAUAGCACGGGUGUAUGGUACAUAUUGAUCAUAAUUCAUGAGUAUUCG